Molecule: messenger RNA, 1187 nt
Organism: Castor canadensis (American beaver)
Lineage: Eukaryota; Metazoa; Chordata; Mammalia; Rodentia; Castoridae
Gene: Gar1
Product: GAR1 ribonucleoprotein
Biological process (GO): ribosome biogenesis; snoRNA guided rRNA pseudouridine synthesis
Cellular component (GO): box H/ACA snoRNP complex
Molecular function (GO): box H/ACA snoRNA binding
Source: RefSeq, a predicted model, not a curated record
ACUUCCUCACAGGGAAGUUGUCUUUCCCUGUGCGGAAGACUCUUGAAGGGAGGUGUUAGUACUGCUGGGUCCGCCAGUGACAGUUGGUUUAUGUAAACCCGUUUUUCGAGUUUCUGGUCGUGUUGAAAACUGCUCAGGUACAGUGGCCGACGAGGUUCGCGUGCGACGGAAGUGUCCAGCGGGUGGGUGUGAGCGCACGGCUGGGAUCGGAGCUGCACGUGGCGCCGGUGGGAGAGAUCAUGUCUUUUCGAGGCGGCGGUCGUGGAGGCUUCAGUCGAGGCGGUGGAGGUGGCGGCUUCAACCGCGGCGGCGGUAGCAACAACCACUUCCGAGGUGGAGGCGGUGGCAGUUUCAGAGGCGGCGGCCGAGGAGGGUUUGGAAGAGGGGGCGGCCGCGGAGGGUUUAACAAAGGCCAGGAUCAAGGACCCCCGGAACGCGUAGUCUUAUUAGGGGAAUUCCUGCAUCCCUGUGAAGAUGACAUAGUUUGUAAAUGUACCACAGAAGAAAAUAAGGUGCCUUAUUUCAAUGCUCCUGUUUAUUUAGAGAACAAAGAACAAAUCGGAAAGGUGGAUGAAAUAUUUGGACAACUUAGAGAUUUUUAUUUUUCAGUUAAAUUGUCAGAAAAUAUGAAGGCAGCUUCCUUUAAAAAACUACAGAAGUUUUACAUAGACCCAUUUAAGCUGCUGCCACUGCAGAGGUUUUUACCUCGACCUCCAGGUGAGAAAGGACCUCCAAGAGGCGGUGGCAGGGGAGGUCGAGGAGGAAGAGGAGGAGGUGGCAGAGGUGGCGGUAGAGGUGGUGGUUUUAGAGGUGGAAGAGGAGGUGGAGGUGGGGGCUUCAGAGGAGGAAGAGGGGGUGGCGGUUUCCGAGGGAGAGGCCAUUAGGUGAAAGAUGUGACAGACUUCACCAGUUGACUUCUGUGUUAACUGCAUGAUCUGCUUCUGCUGUGGAUUGGACACCCAUGUCUUGAGCAGACUUGAAGAUGUGGUCAUUCCAUGGCAGUGGAACUGAAAUGUCAGCAUCAUGCAAAAACAAGUGCAGUGGAAGAGUCAAUUUUGCUCUGAAAGAGCAUGAACAAGUCUUUGAUGUUUUGUACAGUGCCUGGCACUCUGUGGGUGCUUAAUAAGGGACAGUAAUUUUCAUUUGAAGCAUGUUUGAAUUUCUUAAAUAAAACAUUUUAUUCCUUU